AUGGGACGAUUUAGGAAACACCUCUGCAGAUUGGUGCUAGAUUACGUUGAUCAAAGGUAUUCAAAAGAACUUGGAGACCACUGGCCUACCAUCAGGGAGGUGCUCACAGACCCUGGACUCUGGCAGUAUGCUGUUCUUUUAAACAAUUACCAGAACACUGUGGAGACAGAGAAGCAUUUGCUUACACUAGGAUACCAUAUAUUGUCCAAUGGGAACUGUUCUAACAACGGAGAACAGAUAAAAUGCUAUAUUAAUGGGAAACCUGGAAAGUUUCCUUCUCAACGACAUCAGACUGGAAAGAUCAAAGACUACUAUAUACUUAGUGCCUCGUCACUUCUCCCAGUGCUGACGCUAGAUGUCAAGGAUGGUGAGAUGGUCUUGGAUAUGUGCGCUGCUCCUGGAGGAAAGUCUGUAGCAAUUCUGCAGUAUGCAUCACCAGGACUUCUUCAUUGUAACGAGCCGGAUGCACACAGAUCAAUGUGGCUGAGGAAGACACUGGAAUCCUUUGUACCGCCGUCCCAUAUGAAUGUCCUCUCAACUUCCCAAUUAGAUGGAAGGUUAAUAGGGAAAUUAUACGCCAGCUCUUAUGACAAGGUGGGUAUUGUUUUACCCUACUGUUCUAAUGACAGGAGUUCUCUAUUCUCUUCUGAUGUUGAAAGCGCCAAAUCCCGAAUAUCGCAGAAGAAGAGUCUUCCUAUAAUACAGACAGAGUUACUCAGGUCUGCAAUCAAUGCCCUUAGACCCGGAGGAACGCUAGUGUAUUCUACAUGCACUCUCUCCAAAGCAGAAAACAGUGAUGUCAUUUCUAAUAUAUUGAACUUUUGCAGUGAUGUUACCCCUCUGGACCUGAGUCACAUGGCCAAUGCAUUAUCCCACGAAUUCCGGUUUGCUGAACAGGUCCCCCAUGGACUUCUAGUUCUUCCAGAUAAAGGGAAAUCCUGGGGACCCAUGUUUGUAUCUAAAUUAAUAAAAAAAUAGUUGUAGCCAUAGUUUAUGCG
Messenger RNA from Nanorana parkeri, 998 nucleotides. RefSeq names its product NOP2/Sun RNA methyltransferase family member 3 (gene NSUN3). The transcript is spliced from 5 exons. Gene Ontology annotation, cellular component: mitochondrial large ribosomal subunit. The record is from RefSeq and is a predicted model, not a curated record. Gene Ontology annotation, molecular function: methyltransferase activity. Gene Ontology annotation, biological process: rRNA methylation. NCBI's taxonomy places the organism in Eukaryota, Metazoa, Chordata, Amphibia, Anura, Dicroglossidae. The coding region runs from base 1 to 978 and encodes 325 amino acids.